GUUGGACACAGCCAGCAGCGAUGAGUGAGGAGACAGACCCAGGUCUGCUUAAUGAUCGCUGCUGUACAGUCAUGGAAACUUAAAUACGGGUGUGUUUGCUUGUUAUUUGAACUGCAAGGGGACACUAGAAUGACAUUUUUGACUUAAAUAUGCCAUGAUCCAACCACUGUUUUUGUUGUGUAUUUUCCAUGGAGUGGUAGCGACCCGGAAUGGAUUUUCCACUGCCUUUCCUCACUACCGCUUUUGGAUCGCCACAAGCAGCACCCCCGGCAGUUAACAUUUGUCAGAAAAUCUGAGGCAGAACAUCACUGACAAAAUUCACUUUAUGACAUCCGGCUGAAGAGUUGAACGACAUUCAUCUGACUCAGUCAGACUUUGUUUGUCCACGUUGGGCUACGCCUCAGAAUGGUCUUUACUCCGUACUCCUGCGUGACACUGACAUCAUGAGCAAGAACAUGUGGUCCCUGCAGCUGCAUGCACCUUUGAGGAAAAACAGCUGUUACUGAGCAUCAGAUGCGCCAUGUCCGUUCAUUCUAGGGGAACUGGAGCCCAAAACUUAUUGCAUAGGAUGGGUCUACUACCUGGAGCCCUCUGACUCAGAUGUGGAUGACGGCGCUUCCUGAUGAUGUCAGGUUGGUGGGCGGAGCCAGCCGCUGUGCUGGGAUCCUGGAGAGGAGAGAUGGAGGCGACUGGAGAGCAGUUAACGUCUCUCUGUCUGAAUGGAACCUGACGUCUGCAGAGACGCUGUGCAGACAGCUGAAAUGUGGUUCUGUACUUUCACUGGAACCACCAGAGAACUCCUCCAGGACUGAACCACCGUCAUAUUCUAGAAACCUGCAGCUCAACUGCUCAGACCCUGAUGAAGUCCGGUUGGUGGGAGGAUCCAGCACCUGCUCUGGUAGACUAGAGAUCAAACACCAUGGAGAAUGGAGACCAGGUUUUCCAGGUUACGGGACUCUAAAGGAUGCAGCUGUGAUUUGUAGAAGACUUGGCUGUGGCUCUGCUGUUUCAUCUAAACUGAUAGAGAAAUACUUCAACAGACCUGUGUGGCGGAUCAUCCCUGGUUGUGUAGAGUCUAAAUCUACACUGAAGGAAUGUGUGAGAAUAAAGGAUUGGUCCAGCUCUUAUGUGAUGGAAAUGACCUGCUCAGACUCUGUCAGACUGGUGAACGGGACUGGUCUGUGUUCAGGCAGACUGGAGGUGAAGUCUGACCAGUGCUGGUCCCCAGUGUGUGAGGAGGACUUGGACCUGCAGGGUGCUCAGGUGGUCUGCAGGGAGCUGGGCUGUGGGGCUCCUUCAGUCUUCAAGGGGGGAAUGUUUGGAGAAGUGGAGGCUCCGUUCUGGACUAAGAAGUUCCAGUGUGAAGGCCACGAGUCUGCUCUCCUGGACUGUCCAGACUCAGGGUUGACUGGAAACACCUGUCCACCUGCUACAGCUGUUGGGCUCACCUGCUCAGGUAGAGCUGGAGCUUUGAUUGACUUCCCUUUGUUGUCCCAAUGA
Cheilinus undulatus (humphead wrasse) is the source of this 1500-nucleotide messenger RNA. Its product is annotated as scavenger receptor cysteine-rich type 1 protein M130-like. The record is from RefSeq and is a predicted model, not a curated record. NCBI's taxonomy places the organism in Eukaryota, Metazoa, Chordata, Actinopteri, Labriformes, Labridae. The transcript is spliced from 8 exons. Gene Ontology annotation, cellular component: membrane. The coding region runs from base 601 to 1500 and encodes 299 amino acids.